UUUUUCAUUUGUGUCAUUUUGUCUCUUCCUCAGGUGUGCACACAUACCAGGAAAUGUAUGGCUGUGAAUGGGAUGAUGAGACUGAAGAAAUAAAUGGGUUUGAUGAGGAUGGAUAUGACGGAGGGGACUACACAACUCUGGAUUAUAAGGAGUCAAGAUAUAUUUCCCCUGUGCCACAGGGACUCAGGGCUGCAGAGCAGUGGAACAGGGAUGGAUCCCUGCAGCGACGGAAACACUACCUCACCACUAUAUGCAUUGAAUGGCUGAAGAAGUAUCUGCAGUAUGGAAAGAGCAGUUUUGGGAAAACAGUCUCUCCUCAGGUGUCUAUGCUGCAGAAGUCUUCCUCCUCUCCAGUCACGUGUCAUGCUACAGGAUUUUAUCCUAGUGGAGUAACAAUCAGCUGGAUGAAAAAUGACCAAGAGCAUCAUGAGGAUGUGGAGGUUGGGGAACUUCUGCCCAAUGAGGACGGCACCUUUCAGAAGAUGAGCACCCUCAGAGUUACACCUGAUGAGUGGAAGAAGAACAAGUACAACUGUGUGGUGGAACACCAGGGCAAAACCAAGAUAGCAAAUGAGAUCAUGACUAAUGAAAAAGAUUCUGUUCCCAUUGGCAUAAUUAUUGGUGCUGUUGCUGCUGUAGUCCUGUUGAUUGUCAUUGGUGUCGCUGGAUAUAUGAUGUAUCAGAAGAAAAAAGGUUUCAAACCUGUCAAUGCUUCUGAUGAUGGUUCAAACAGCUCAGCUCAUACAGAUCCACAUGCAUGAAGAUGAGACCAGACAUGGGAGAGAUGAAAUUGAAAAAACCAUUAUACUUAUUCUGCUGUACAUCUAGUGUACCAAAUAACACAAACACACACUCUCUCUCUCUCUCCCUCACACACAAUUGUAGAUUAUUGUGAUGGGAUUUAUCUGUAUGCAGUUUUCUUUCUUCACAAUUUCUGUUAAUUUUUUUUUGGAUUUCAUUUAUUAACUUUUUUUUUUUUUAAUUUUAAAUCUAAAAGUAUGAUGCAUUUAUCAAAACCCAUAGAAAUUGUUGAUUUUCAAGAUUUGUAGGAUUUGUGAAAGAUUGAUUUUUUUUUUUUUUUUUUUAAUGUUUAAA
Molecule: messenger RNA, 1095 nt
Organism: Labeo rohita (rohu)
Lineage: Eukaryota; Metazoa; Chordata; Actinopteri; Cypriniformes; Cyprinidae
Product: class I histocompatibility antigen, F10 alpha chain
Exons: 6
Coding region: 54-761 (235 amino acids)
Biological process (GO): immune response
Cellular component (GO): external side of plasma membrane
Source: RefSeq, a predicted model, not a curated record